Fragaria vesca subsp. vesca is the source of this 1947-nucleotide messenger RNA. RefSeq names its product probable sulfate transporter 3.5-like. The transcript is spliced from 12 exons. The record is from RefSeq and is a predicted model, not a curated record. Bases 1 to 1947 code for a protein of 648 amino acids. NCBI's taxonomy places the organism in Eukaryota, Viridiplantae, Streptophyta, Magnoliopsida, Rosales, Rosaceae. Gene Ontology annotation, biological process: transmembrane transport. Gene Ontology annotation, cellular component: membrane.
AUGGCUACCGAUAUGGCCACAACAAACCAGCCGAAGGUGAGCUUCGCAGAACCGAGACCCUUUAGCUCCCAACUCAAAGCUGAUGUGAUGGAAGCACUCUUUCCCGACGACCCCUUUCAUGGCUUCGGGGAGUUGAACGCAUGUGGGAAAAUCAAGAGAGGUGUGCAGUACUUCGUUCCGAUCUUUGGGUGGUUCCCUACGUAUAAUCUCAAAACAUUCGUAUCCGAUCUCGUCGCCGGAAUCACCAUUACUAGUCUUGCUAUCCCCCAAGGAAUUAGCUAUGCUGGACUCGCAGGCGUGCCACCCCUCGUUGGCCUGUAUACGAGCUUUGUUCCGCCUAUGAUUUAUGCAGUUAUGGGGGACUCCAAGUACCUUGCCGUGGGAAAUGUGGCGUCGGCCAAUUUACUUAUCAAAGAUAUUCUCACUCAAGUAGUGGACUUUGAUACAGAGUACACUAAGUUUGUUCAUCUGGUUUUCACAACAACUUUUGUCACAGGCAUCAUGCAGCUAAUAAUGGGUUUUCUAAGAUUGGGGAUUUUAGUAGAUUUCUUAUCACAUUCUACCAUCACUGGUUUUAUGGCUGGGAGUGCAACUAUAGUUUGCUUGCAACAAUUUAAGGGAAUAUUAGGGUUGAAGCGGUUUACAGGCAAAACCGACAUCUUUUCUGUUGUGAAAUGUAUUAUCGACAUGAGAAAAGAGUGGUGUUGGGAGCCUGCGGUUCUUGGUGCCUGCUUCGUCGCUUUCCUUGAAAUAACAAGAAAAAUUAAGGAGAUAAACCCCAGGAAGCUAUUUUUGGUACAAGCCGUCGGUCCACUGGUGGUGGUUCUAGUUGGCUGCUGUCUUGCUUAUUUUUUCGAAAUUGAUAAGAAACAUAAUAUAGCCAUUGUUGGAGAGUUGAAGAGAGGACUCAAUCCUAUUACCGCUCAACAUUUGAUCUUUGACAUGAAAUAUUUUCCAUAUGCUUUCAAAGCUGGGACUGUUACUGGCAUUAUUGCCCUGGCUGAAGCAAUAGCCAUUGGAAGGAGCUUUGGCUUACAGCACAAUGAAAAUAUUGAUGGGAAUAGGGAAAUGGUAGCUUUGGGAUUCAUGAACACAAUAGGAUCUAUGACUUCUUGUCACUUGUCUACGGGACCAUUUUCAAAGACUGCGGUGAAUUACAACGCGGGAUGCAAGACGCAAAUGGCGAAUGCUGUCCAGUCAAUGUGUAUGCUGUUGGUGAUUUUGGUCUUGGCUCCUAUAUUUGGUUACACCCCUACUGUUGCCCUAUCUUCCAUUAUCAUCUGCGCCAUGAUUCAUAUCAUCGAUUACAAUAAAGCUACUGCACUGUGGAAGGUUGACAAGUUCGACUGUUUAAUCUGCGUGUCUUGCUUCUUUGCUGUGGUCCUCCGAAGCAUGCUUUUUGGUCUUGUUUUCUCAGUCGCACUUGGUCUCAUGAGAUCACUGCUGUAUGUGGCUAGGCCUGGCACUUGUAAGCUUGGCAAAGUGAACCUAUCAGACAUGUCUUUGUAUCGUGACGCCACCCAGUAUCCAGAAGGAACAAGACAUAAAGGUAUCCUUGUCCUCCAAAUUGGCUCCCCCAUGUACUGUGCAAAUGGCAACUACAUUCGAGAGAGGAUUCUGAGAUGGAUUCGUGAUGAGCAAAACAGUACCAGAGAUGUUAUUGAGCACGUCUUGCUCGAGUUAUCCGGAGUCCUCACCAUUGAUCAACCUAGCCUUUCAACACUGGACGAGAUACGUAAAACCCUAGCUGUAAAGGGCAUUAAGAUGGGACUAAUUAACCCGAGAGUGAAGGUGAUGGAGAAGAUGAUAUUAUCAAAUGUGUUAGACAAGAUCGGGAAGGAGAAUGUGUACUUGACCGUGGAGGAUGCAGUCGAAUCGUGCAGGUUCGCGCUUGACAGGUCGACUGAAGACAGUGGUUCAUCACCUCAUCUUUCUGAUGAUGUUUAA